Molecule: messenger RNA, 749 nt
Organism: Laetiporus sulphureus 93-53
Lineage: Eukaryota; Fungi; Basidiomycota; Agaricomycetes; Polyporales; Laetiporaceae
Exons: 3
Coding region: 135-641 (168 amino acids)
Source: RefSeq, a predicted model, not a curated record
CUACCCCUCAUAUACGUAUCCGACGCUGAAUCGUCCAGCAACGUCCCCGUGCGUCGAACACCAGGGGCCUAUUGUCUCGUCCUUCAUUCCGACGUCUACUAUUGAGAGGCAACUUCGACUACUGUAAUAAAGCUAUGCCCGACCGUGAGCCUCCGCAGGUUAUACCAUUCGAUAGCGAAAGGGCGCAUCCGCGGGAAGUAGAUCCAGCUGAACUAGUCGGGAAGAAAAUGAAGGCCAUAUACCAUGUGAAUUCUUACGAUGACCUUCCGUCGUCAGUUGGGAUCAAGUUCCGCGAUGGGUCGACAUACCAUGUGCGAAUGUCUGCACAUUGGGGGUGUGGAGGCGUGGACCAUGAAAUCUACGAGGACGAAUUCGAGGGAAAACAAAUCACUGAAUGUGCUCUGUUGAAGUGCGCUGAUACGGAGUACUUUGAUGGUUCGCGCAAUGAGAAUGCGACACAUAUCGGACUUGGCAUCAAGUUUGAGGGGUCGGAUGAGUGGCAGAUCAUACACGCCUCCUAUGAGGAGUGGGAUGAGGACCACGAGGAACUUUGUUUGCUCAGCUUUUAUGACGUCUUUCUCGUAAAGAUGUCUGGAUCAGGAAGAAAGAGCGGCCGUGGAAGAGGACGAGGACGCCGCUGAUGGUGUACGGUCUUGUAACAUGAGUAACAUCACUGCUGGCAAUGUACAUCUGGCGUGUCAUCUAUUGUCUGAUUGCAUAAAUAUAUCACAUAGCUGUACUAUGCUGAU